AUGCAGCGGCUGGGCGCCGCGCUCAUGGGCCGCCUGGCCCGCGCGCGGCACUGGCCCGCGCUGCCGCGGCGCGGGCUGGCAGCCACCACCGAGGAGGAGCCCUUCGUCUUCCCCGAGUACGAGCCGGAGCCGGGCGAGGUAGCGGCGGCAGCGGCAGAGGCUGCCGCGGCGCGCCGCCGGGAGCGGGAGGCGGUCAGGGAGCGGCGGAAGCGGGUGCCGGCGGCGAUGCCGAUGCCGGCGGCGAUGCCGGCGGUGGGGCUGCCCGACCCCUCGGUGCCGCCGAGCGGAGUGAACUGCUCGGGUUGCGGCGCCGAGCUGCAGUGCCGUGACGGCGCGGCGCCGGGUUUCGUGCCGGCGGAGAAGUACCGGAGCCUGUCGGAGGGCCCAGACGGCGCGGCGGGGCUGCGUGGCGCCGUCUGCCAGCGGUGCUGGCAGCUGGACCGCUACGGCCGGGCCUUACGGGUGCAGCUGCCGCCGGAGCAGCACCGGCAGGUGGUGACCGCUGCCCUGCGCGGGCCUCUGCGCCACGGCCGCGGGCCGCUCCUCCUCUACCUCCUCGACGUGAUGGACCUGCCCGACCCGGUGCUGCCACAGCUGCCGGAACUGCUGAGCCCCGACGUUCCCGUCGCCGGGCUGCUGGUGGUGGGCAACAAGGUGGACCUGCUGCCCGCCGACCGCCCCGGGCACCUGGGGCGACUGCAGCAGCGAGUGGAGGCGGCCUGCGCCCAGGCCGGUCUGCGCGGGACCCAGCUUGUGGAUGUCCGCCUGCUGAGCGCCAAGACGGGCUUUGGCGUGGAGGGGCUGGUCAGCCGCCUCCAGCGCUCCUGGAAGUGUGCAGGUGAUGUCUACCUCCUGGGUGCCACCAACUCCGGCAAGUCCACGCUUUUCAACACCCUCCUGCGCUCGGACUACUGCAAGUCCCGCGCUCUCGACAUCGUGAAGAGGGCCACCGUCUCUUCCUGGCCAGGAACAACACUGAACCUGUUGAAAUUUCCAAUUAUUAAUCCUACAUGUGACAGAAUAUUCCGAAGACAAGAGAGGCUGAAAGAGGAGGCAACCCAAACCGAAGAUGAGUUAAGCAGCGAAGAAAAAAAGUACCUUAAACACCUUAAAAAACAAGGUUACUUAGUGGGAAGAGUUGGAAGGACAUUUCAACGGCAGAAGGCUAGCACUGAGAUUGACUUUGACCCGGACAUGCUCUCCUACAGCAUAGAUGAAGAGCCCAAGCUGGUCCCCAGGAAGCACGAGGAGAGGGAGGAGUUCACCCACAACGAAGUGAAGGACGCUCGCUGGUGUUUUGACACUCCAGGGAUUAUAAAGGAGAACUGUGUUUUAAAUCUCCUGACAGAGAAAGAAGUAAAGCUGGUUUUGCCAACAUGUGCUAUCGUUCCACGGACCUUCAUUCUCAGACCAGGAAUGGUCUUGUUUUUGGCAGCCCUGGGCCGUAUAGACUACUUACAGGGAGAAAAGCCUGCCUGGUUUUCUGUUGUGGCUUCUAACACGUUGCCAGUCCAGAUUUCUACCCUGAAUAACGCAGAUGCCAUCUAUGAGAAGUAUGCUGGUCAAGAGUUACUGAGGGUUCCCAUGGGUGGGGAAGAGCGAAUGAAGGAGUUCCCCCCACUUGUCCCUCAGGACAUUACCCUGAAAGGAAUUGGUACCACUGAGGCAGUAGCAGAUAUCAAGCUUUCUUCUGCAGGCUGGGUGGCAGUGACAGCUCAUGCGGAAGAGGAAUUGCUGCUCCGAGCCUACAGCCCACAGGGCACGACAGUGGUGGUGCGAGAGCCCCCCCUUUUGCCCUAUAUCAGUACUGUCAGAGGGCCCCGCAUCCCUGGCACUGCGGCCUACAGGACCAAAAAGCCUCCCUCCCUGGUGGAAAACCUGAAAAGUGCCCAGAGGAGAUAGCACUUCCCAUCAUCUGAGCAAGGCAGAAGACAGAACAGCCUCUGGAGAACUUUGUUGCUUAUGGCUGUUCAGGAGAGCUUGGACUCCUUUUGAGAAGCACAUUUUUAAAAGCAGGCCUAGAGGCAGCUGCACAAGUCCACACCUGAUCCAGCUGCUGAACUGCAGCCAUUUCAGAUGAGCUGAGUGGCUGGUAUCUUGCUGAGAGAGGCGAAACAGCUUCUCCGUGGGACCUGCCAGUAUCUACGAGCAAAUCUCUUCACCUAACAGGAUGGAAACUCACCUGCCUGCCCUGGGCUGGCUUUGCAGUUCAUAGAGUAGAUCUCUUGCAGACCUGCUCCUGCAGGUCAGAAGCUAUCACCUUGUUUUUGAAGGCUUUAUGGUGUUUCUGAAGUUGAGGGGAUCGGGAAGGAGCAGGGAAUGCAGGUGCUGUGUGUUUGACCCUCCUGUGGCUGACAAUAAUUCAACAACAUCCACCACAAAUCAAGUCCUUUCAGUCCUCUAACAUCUGGGACACAUGAGAGUGCAAUGUCUUGCUUUUGGACACAGGCAAAGUGAAUUAAUGGAAAGCAGAUCUGCUUAUAUACCUCAAGAGGAGAGCUGCAAGUUGUUGCUUUGGUUUGGUUUCUGUAGCUUGUGUAAAGGUUUCUGAAGCUGAGAGUGUAGAAUAAAGCUUUUCAAAGAC
Messenger RNA from Colius striatus (speckled mousebird), 2584 nucleotides. It is a transcript of the gene NOA1, whose product is annotated as nitric oxide associated 1. The coding region runs from base 1 to 1902 and encodes 633 amino acids. The record is from RefSeq and is a predicted model, not a curated record. Lineage: Eukaryota; Metazoa; Chordata; Aves; Coliiformes; Coliidae. The transcript is spliced from 7 exons. Gene Ontology annotation, molecular function: GTP binding.